GUGUGGCUGAGCAAGCGGACCAUUAACAUUAGCUUCAGAGUUUUUUAGGUAGAGAGAAAGAAAGCAUGGCAGCAGCCUUAAUCAUACCGUGCAAUUCGAACAUAAUUCAGGCUUCAUAUUCCACAUUGUUUGGCGUUCGGAGGAGGAUACUGAAUAAACCCACAGGAAAAGUUAAUGUAAGCACCCGCAAAUUCUGUAAAAGGUUGACGGUGUUCGCCGCAACUGAAGGUUCUGCAGACUCGAGCAAAUCCGAAGAGAACAUACCAACUUGGGCUAAACCUGACUCCGAUGAGCCGCCUCCCUGGGCUCGGGAUGAAGGCAGUGGUAACUCAGCCGAGCAGACAGUCGAGAUUCCCUUUUUUGUUUAUUUACUUGCCUCAGCAAUCACUGCGAUUGCAGCAAUAGGUUCUGUGUUUGAGUAUGCCAAUCAGAAUCCUGUUUUUGGAAUUUUGAAGUCGGACAGCAUCUUUUAUGCUCCAUUGCUGGGAUUCUUUGCAUUUACAGGAAUUCCUACUUCUGCAUUUUUGUGGUUCAAAUCCGUUCAAGUUGCUAACAAAGAAGCUGAAGAACAAGACAAGAGAGAUGGAUAUCUUUGAUCUCGAAAUUUCCAUCAAGUAUUAUUCUUCCUUAGAGCAUGAGUACCUUUCCUCAAAUUCUGCUACUAUUACGUAUACUCAUGGCAUAGAAUUGUGGAUAUAACAGCUGGCUAAAAGAACUGUUUGUAUCACACUCGGAAUCGAACAAUGAGAUAUGUCUUGCUUAAUUUCCUGAGAAUUUUGACCUGUUUCUCUGCUGUGUGUUGCGGGUAAAAGAACACUGUGCAAAAUCACUUGGCUCUGGUUCCAUGCAAUACAAUGAUAUUUCAACGGGUUGUAUAUUUCACUGUAAAGUAUUUGACAGAAGGGAUGUGGUCUUUUACAAUUUCUUCAUAACACUGCAUACUGAAUUGUAAUUUUUAGUGAAUCCAAUUAUCACAUAUAAAAAUCUCGUCCCAGUUUUUCAUUUUCA
This is a messenger RNA of Ricinus communis (castor bean), 1008 nucleotides long. RefSeq lists its product as uncharacterized. The coding region runs from base 66 to 596 and encodes 176 amino acids. NCBI's taxonomy places the organism in Eukaryota, Viridiplantae, Streptophyta, Magnoliopsida, Malpighiales, Euphorbiaceae. The record is from RefSeq and is a predicted model, not a curated record. The transcript has 3 exons.